AUGGGCAAUUCCUGUUGGGAGCUGUAUUGUUUGGAACAUGGAAUCCAGCCGGAUGGCAUCAUCUCUUCCAAGGCAUCCUCGGGGCGAGCAGACUCUUCCUUUGGGACCUUCUUCAGUGAGACUGGGUCAGGGAAGCAUGUGCCCAGAGCAAUAUUUGUUGAUCUGGAGCCCACUGUCAUUGAUGAGAUCAGGACUGGGACCUUCAUCAGUGGCAAAGAAGAUGCUGCCAACAAUUAUGCACGAGGCCACUAUACCAUUGGGAAAGAGAUCAUUGACCCUGUUGUUGACAGGGCUCGUAAAAUGGCUGACCAGUGCAGCGGCCUCCAAGGGUUCCUGGUCUUCCACAGCUUUGGGGGAGGCACGGGCUCCGGCUUCACCUCCCUCCUCAUGGAGCGGCUCUCUGUGGAGUACAGCAAGAAAUCCAAGCUGGAGUUCUCCGUGUACCCAGCCCCGCAGGUCUCCACUGCAGUGGUGGAGCCCUACAACUCCAUCCUCACCACCCACACCACCCUGGAGCACUCGGACUGCUCCUUCAUGGUGGACAACGAGGCUAUCUAUGACAUCUGCAACCGCAACCUGGACAUUGAGCGUCCCACCUACACCAACCUCAACAGGCUGAUUGGGCAGAUCGUCUCUUCCAUCACUGCCUCCCUGAGAUUUGAUGGUGCUCUGAAUGUCGACCUGACUGAGUUCCAGACCAACCUGGUGCCCUACCCUCGGAUACACUUCCCGCUCACAACCUAUGCUCCCAUCAUCUCGGCGGAGAAAGCCUACCACGAGCAGCUGUCGGUGCCAGAGAUCACCAACGCCUGCUUUGAGUUCUCCAACCAGAUGGUGAAAUGCGACCCGCGCCGGCGCAGCAUCCAGUUUGUGGACUGGUGCCCCACGGGUUUCAAGGUGGGCAUCAACUACCAGCCGCCCACGGUGGUUCCCGGGGGGGACCUGGCCAAGGUGCAGCGGGCCGUCUGCAUGCUGAGCAACACGACGGCCAUCGCGGAGGCGUGGGCCCGCCUGGACCACAAGUUUGACCUGAUGUAUGCCAAGCGAGCCUUUGUGCACUGGUACGUGGGAGAGGGCAUGGAGGAGGGGGAGUUCUCGGAGGCCAGGGAAGACCUGGCUGCCCUGGAGAAGGAUUACGAGGAGGUUGGAAGGGACUCAGCAGAUGGAGAAGAGUUUGAGGAGGAAUAA
Molecule: messenger RNA, 1188 nt
Organism: Struthio camelus australis
Lineage: Eukaryota; Metazoa; Chordata; Aves; Struthioniformes; Struthionidae
Product: tubulin alpha-1D chain
Biological process (GO): microtubule cytoskeleton organization; mitotic cell cycle
Cellular component (GO): microtubule; cytoplasm
Molecular function (GO): GTP binding; structural constituent of cytoskeleton
Source: RefSeq, a predicted model, not a curated record